Hypanus sabinus (Atlantic stingray) is the source of this 992-nucleotide messenger RNA. RefSeq lists its product as uncharacterized. Lineage: Eukaryota; Metazoa; Chordata; Chondrichthyes; Myliobatiformes; Dasyatidae. Bases 1 to 975 code for a protein of 324 amino acids. The record is from RefSeq and is a predicted model, not a curated record. The transcript is spliced from 3 exons.
AUGGACGGGACUCUCAAGUGCGGGGUCCACACUGUCUCCACUGUGGGGAUCACACUGUCUCUAGUGCUGGGAUCACACAGUCUCCAUUGCGGGGAUCACACAUUUGUCUCCAGUGCGGGGAUCACACAUUUGUCUCCAGUGCGGGGAUCACACUGUCUCCACUGCGGGGAUCACACAGUCUCCACUGCGGGGAUCACACUGUCUCCACUGCGGGGAUCACACUGUCUCCAGUGCGGGGAUCACACUGUCUCCAGUGCGGGGAUCACACUGUCUCCAGUGCUGGGAUCACACUGUCUCCAGUGCGGGGAUCACACUGUCUCCAGUGCGGGGAUCACACAUUUGUCUCCAGUGCGGGGAUCACACAUUUGUCUCCAGUGCGGGGAUCACACAUUUGUCUCCAGUGCGGGGAUCACACAUUUGUCUCCACUGCGGGGAUCACACAUUUGUCUCCAGUGCGGGGAUCACACAGUCUCCACUGCGGGGAUCACACUGUCUCUAGUGCGGGGAUCACACAUCAGUCUCCACUGCGGGGAUCACACUGUCUCUAGUGCUGGGAUCACACUGUCUCUAGUGCGGGGAUCACACAUCAGUCUCCAGUGCGGGGAUCACACAUCAGUCUCCAGUGCGGGGAUCACACUGUCUCCAGUGCGGGGAUCACACUGUCUCCACUGCGGGGAUCACACAUCAGUCUCCAGUGCGGGGAUCACACAUCAGUCUCCAGUGCGGGGAUCACACUGUCUCCAGUGCGGGGAUCACACUGUCUCCACUGCGGGGAUCACACUCUCCACUGCGGGGAUCACACUGUCUCCACUGCGGGGAUCACACUCUCCAGUGCAGGGAUCACACUGUCUCCACUGCGGGGAUCACACCGUCUCCAGUGCGGGUUCCACACUGUCUCCAGUGCGGGGAUCACACUGUGUUGACAUCCAUCCCAAUGCAGAGGUUCACACUGCCAGCCCCAACAUCUGUGUGUAGUCCAGCCUCUGCGUGGC